GCUCGGCGCGGCGCGGCUCGGCAUGGCGGGGCUGCGCUUCCCGCAGCACGGCGGCUACUGCCGCGCGGCUGCGGCCAUGAACCUCCUGCUCGGCGUUUUCCACGUCCUCCUACCCUGCUUUCGGCCCGGGGAGGCGCAGGGACAAGCCAUGGAGCCCAUCCCCGGCGUGGUGGAGCUAUGGCAAGCCGAGGAAGGGGAGCUGCUGCUGCCCGCCCAGGCUGAUUCGGAGGAGGAUGUGGAAGAGCAUCCACAAGAGCAAAGCUUCUCAGCAAAAAUGCCUCCUAAUGGGAAGGCCUUACAUUUUCACCCAUCAGUUCUGCAUUUUGGAAUGCAGUUACUGGGGUUACCCAGAGCUAAAAUGCUGCAUGCCUACAACCCUAGUAGAGAUAGAGAUGUUGUAGUCAAUUCAGUGUUUACAGCUACUAGACAGUUUCAUGUGUCUCCCGCUCAUAGCCGGGUGAUUCCAGCCAUGGGAAAGAUGUCUUUCAGAGUACUCUUCCUGCCCACUGAAGAAGGCAGCAUUGAAAGCUCAUUAUUUAUAAAUACCUCAUCUCAUGGAGUUCUUUCAUAUCAGGUUUUUGGAACGGGAAGUCUGAUGUCUUCUCCAGAAGAACCUAAAGUGCAGCUAGCAAAUGCCUACUUACUGCUUCCACAGAUUCAGAACAUCCAGGCAUCACACACACUGACAGAAACUAUGAAUGCUAGUCUAUUACGGGUUCAGCUUGAAUGCAGUUUACCUAAUGACACAUAUCAGCAAGUUAAGAGUUGCUGUUUUAUGUCUGAUGACCCAAUGCUGCUAGAAAUGAGCUUAACAGUAAGAGUGGAAAAUGCCCAGCAAGAUUUUGUGGAGCACAGACAAUACUUACUGGAGAAUCUUUUGAUAGUUUAUGUAGCAAUGGAAAGAACAAAGACCUCAGGUCAUUCAUCAGUAGAUGUGCAUAUCAUGCAUUCUGGAAACAGCCUGGUGCAUAUACAGGAAAUACGGCAGUUGUCACAAAAGUACAUAUCCCUUGUGGAGUUUGAUCCAGUACUGCUAUCCUCAUCAUCUACUAACUUCACAAAAGUUGCUUCUAUUUCUUGUAAAGCUGCAUCCUGUGACGGUGAAAGUCUUUAUUCUGACAACAGCAAGAACUAUCUUUUGAAAGGCACUACAACACUCAAAGCCUGUCUUUUCUGUCCUGUGAUGGAAGGGUAUUUUGAUGUAGAUCCUUCUGCAGUACUGUUUCAUAUAGAACCACAUCAUAAUACUUCAGGAUAUUGGUCCAUAUGGUUUACAAACAAUUUUUACUUCAGCAUUGAAUUGAAUGAGGUCUUCAUAGCCAGAGAAACAAAGAACCUAGUUAAGAUUCUGAACUUUGCUGAACCUCUGACUCUACCUCCAGGCUGCUGGAAUGUUUUUUCUUUGAAGCUCAAUGUGAAAGACACUGUAACAAAUGUGCUCUCUAGUAUUUGUUUGUCCACAAACGUGGGAGUGAUGUUCGAAAUACCUCUGCAGAUAUAUUCGACUGUGUCCAAGCAGGGAGAUCUUAAUUUUGAAGCAAUUGCCCACUGUGAUAUUCAGUGCUACUUGGGAAAGUCUGAUUCAGCAAAUCUGCUUUGGCAGAAGAGUCUCUCUCUGGACCAUUCUGCCUGGGACGUGGAUUCUGAGCUUGCAAGUGACCUUUAUGAAAGAUGGCAAAAAAUAAGACGUGGGGAAGCAUGCAGGAGAAAUAUUUUAGGAUCAGCUCGCUUUACUCAGCAGAAGAACUCUGAAGAGGAAUCCUUUGCCUUUUUCUUGCCACGGUUGACUACAGAGCCUGGCCUUACACUCAACUUUAAUGCCACAGCUGUUAAAAGUAGCAUGGUAAAAUAUUUCGUACUAAGAAACCCUUCAUCCUUCCCAGUUACGUUGCAGCUUCUGCCUCUUUCUUACUACCCUGAUCCCCAAGCUUCACUGAGUCUGCUGAACAAAUGGUUCGGGAUAAAUGUGCAAGCUAUCAACUUCACAACCACCGAAUUCAGGCUAAUGGAUGAAUGUUCUCACAGGAAUGCACAUCAAGAGGACCUCAUCAGCAAGAAAUGCAGUUCUGAGAUGCUUUGUUUAAGUUUACAGCCACUGGAAACCAGAAAAGUUGGUGUAAUUUUUACACCUCUUGAUUACAAAAGAGUAGCUUCCCUUAUUUUAAUCAGAAACAACUUAACUGUUCUGGAUGUUGUCAAUGUAGAAGGCUUUGGAGCCAAAGAAUUGCUUAAAGUGGGGGGAAGACUCCCAGGUGCAGGAGGAUCCCUUCGGUUUAAGGUGCCAGAAGCGACACUAAUGGACUGCAGACGACAACUGAAAGACAGCAAGCAAAUUCUAUCCAUUACGAAGAACUUCAAAGUAGAGAAUAUUGGGCCUCUUCCUAUAACAAUUUCAUCAAUGAAAAUCAAUGGUUACAGUUGCCAAGGAUAUGGAUUUGAAGUGUUAGACUGUCGGGAAUUUUUCCUAGCUCAAAACUCAUCACGAGAAAUCAGCAUUGUAUUCACUCCUGACUUUACAUCUUCAUGGGUAAUUCGUGAGCUCACGCUGGUGACUGCUGCUGAUCUGGAGUUCCACUUCACGCUCAACGUGACCCUCCCUCACCAUCUGCUACCGCUGUGUGCGGAUGUGGUGCCAGGGCCCAGCUGGGAAGAGUCUUUCUGGAGGCUCACUGUCCUCUUUGUAAGUUUGUCCCUGCUUGGAGUGAUUCUGAUAGCCUUCCAGCAAGCCCAGUAUAUUCUAGCAGAGUUCAUGAAAUCAAGACAGAGGCCAAAUCCUAGUGCUUCACCACAGCAGAACAGCAACUCUGUUGACAUAAUCAGCUCUGAUUCCUACAAGGGAAGCUGCAAGACAUUUAUGGAUUCCUAUAGUUCCUCAGAUAAAGGUAAAGGGAAGGGCUUCCUGUCUGUAGGCACUUCUUCCAGCCGAAGUCAGAGUGCGGCAAAGAGAAGUCCUGCGACCUACAGCCACUCUCAGAAGAAACACAAAUGUUCAGUUUACUACAGUAAGCAGAAACCAAACACAGCAGCUGGCAGUGCCAUUGCAGCUACUGAUGAGAAACAGAAUCAGAUUGCAGAGAACCAAACCUCAGCACCAAAAGAGGACAUUUGCACUGAUGUUGUCCGUGAGAACUGGGUAACUCUGAAAUAUGCAAAUGGCAUAAACGUCAACAAGAAUUUAACUCUUCCAGAAGACUUUCUGGGUAAAGAAGAAAGUGCACUGAAAAAUACAGUUCUCGUUAAAAAUACUUCUUCAGAGUGUGAUCUGAAGGAAGAUCUUCAAACAUGUAUGUUUCCUAAGGAAACUAACCUUAAAACUUCAGAAAAUCUAGCUGAGCACAAAGAACAGGAAUUCUGUUCUGUGAAGAUGUCCAAGAAGCUACCUGAAAGUCACUUGCCCAGAAAUUCACCUCAACAACAGCCAGAACUGCAAGAAAUAAGGAAAACUAGCGGGAAUAGCCAGCAAGUGCCUCUCAGGAAUGAAACAGAAAACUGCGAGACUUCAAAAAAGCAGAUCAACCUAAAGCCUUCCACAGAGAAAAAGAUUAGUAAGGGAUCCAAGGAAGAGACUCCAUGCUGUGCAAAAGAGGAGAUUACUUCUUCUGAGCAAGAAGAUGCAUAUAGAAAGAAGAAGCCUCAGGAUAAAAUGGAAGGAAAUAUACCAAAUAUGAAUUGGAAUAGAAAUAGAACAUCUAGGAAAAAUAAGAAGAAGAAUGUAAAUAUAUCCACAAGGGUCCCUGAGCAGAGUGAAUUGAAGCAUAUGUGCAGUGAAUUUGAAAGGCCGGAUCUGAGAGCGAAUAUUGGAAUAAGAGCCUGGUGUCCUCAGAACAACGGGGAAAAUUGUAAAGCAGACCAAAAAGCUGGGAACUUGUCCAUACAGGGAGAAACAGAAAACUUUUAUCAGCGGUCCAAAAAGAAGUGUUUGGAGAAGUUUUGUUCUGAUUCAAGCUCAGAUUGUGGAAGUUCGUCAGGAAGCGUUCGUGCAAGUCGAGGGAGCUGGGGUAGCUGGAGCAGUACCAGCAGUUCAGAUGGAGAUAAAAAGCCAAUGAUUACUACCAGGCAUUUUCUUCCAUCCAGAGAGAAUAUUUCACAAAAUGAUUUUCCAUCUGAAACUCCUAUCACUCUAAAUCUGUCUCAUAACAUCUGCAAUACCAGCAGAGACAUGAACAGCAUCCCCCCAUAUCCUGAGACCUUAUGUCCCAAUUUCACUGACAUAGCUGCAGAUCCUGACAAAAACAAAGGUCUUUACCCAACAGGAGACUUGUGGCCUGCCCAGCCAGUCUGCAUGACAAACAGUUUGAACUACAACCUUGAGAAUAAUAUACCAUGCAUGAUCCAAGAAACCCCCUCUGUCCACAACAGCUUCAUUGACUGGAAUGCAGCUUGUGACAGCCAGUUUUCCAACAUGUAUUGUCCACUAGAGAUGAAUGAAUAUGGUGCUUUCCCAGAAGAGAACAUGAACUACCCCAGUGGCUUCCCAGGUACUGCAGCAAUGCAGAACACAGCCUUCAUUGACCAGAACUGUCCCUCCACCUGGAAUGCUCCUCCCAACAUGCCACCUGCCUGGGAGCCUGCCAGUUAUGUCAACUCCACACCCUACCUCUCAAGCACCCGAAGCUUGUCUCCAAUGUCUGGACUUUUUGGUUCCAUCUGGGCACCCCAGAGUGAUGUUUAUGAGAGCUGCUGCCCCGUCAGUGCCACGACUCAACAUUCAACCCACGUGGAGAACCAGGCAGUUAUGUGUAAGCAGGAAUACUAUCCGAGGUUUAACCCUUUCCGUGCCUACAUGAACUUGGACAUAUGGACUACAGCAGCCAAUCGAAAUGCAAAUUUCCCACUUUCGAGGGACUCGGGUUAUUGUGGAAACGUGUGAAAGGAAUUUGAUUUAAAAAUGUGAAUAAAGAUGCUUGCAAUUUUGAUUACUAGAGUAAGCUGGUUGCUGGAUAGAUUACAAUGUUGGUGAAUAUUUUGGCACUUUUAUAUUGAAAAUAAAUUUUUUUUACUGAAGUCUCAGCAUUCAGUGCAUUUUAAAAAGCACAGCAUAUUCAGGAUGCUGUUUUUGUCAGGUGAAGGCUACAAAUUUGAAAUUCAAAUUUUUUAUCAUCAUCAAGGACAGUAUUAGUUCUUAAGAGCGUCCAUGAACCUGUACUGCACAUGUUUCUUCUGAAGUUUACAUUCUGUGGUAUAAACAAGGAAUGGUUUAGCAGUUGUAGGUACAAAUUUACACUCAUAAGUAAUUGCAUCCGUACCAAAUAGUAGCUGGGGACCUACCUGUUGAUGCAGAUCAGAGAGUUUCCAAAAGGUGUCAGUUCUAGUGCUGAUACAGUUGUUAGUGAGUGCAGACUUCAGGCAAUAGGAAAAAGGCUGAAUUGUGGCUUGUUUAUCUGGCUUCAAAUUGCAAGCUGUCACUUGGACAAUGUUAAGCUUGUGCAGUGUGGGUGAGUGGGCAUUUCUUCCAGGAACUUUUCUUGUGAGUGACUCCUGGCAUUUUGUGUUGUUAUUUUUAGCUUUCAUGUUGCAGUAGCAUUUUCAGUGCAUUUAAUUGCACUUGUUUAAAAUGCCAAAGCUUGAGCUGAAGGAAAUGUUUCUUUGAGAGCAGAGUUCACACCACUCUCCCAAACAGAAUGAUACUGUGCUGGCUUAUGUUAGGAGACUAAAACUGAGCAGCUGAGCAAGUGCUGCCACCCAUGCCAGGACUCAGUCCACCAUGAUGUCUCUGCUUACCCCUCCUGUAGAGCCUUUUCUCUGCAUGGCAGAGUGUGCCUGGACAUCAAAAGGAGGCAGAGGCAUCCCUUAGGUUCAGAGAUGUCCUUGGCACAAGGGCACUUGUCAGGCCUGAAGAGAGAGGUGAAAGUGGAUCCAGUAGCGGUUUUGUACAACUGCUUAAAGAAGAGCCAUAGAGAUGGCAGAACCAAAUUCAUGUUGUGAUGGCCACAGGCAUUACAGCAAGUGGCCGUGGUGAUGGAUUGCUCCAUGGGAGGUUGAACAUGAGGAAGAAUGAUGUCCCUGGGAGGGUGAUGCUGCAGGAGAACAGGUACCUCAACAGGUGAAGAGAUCUCUUCUUCAUGUUCAUGGCCUGGCUGAAUGAAGCCACAUGUGACCUGCUGUACUGGAGGUGGCAGUCCUUUUCCUCAUGGGAGGUCACACUGGAGACCAUCAGGGUCUAAACACUAUUUUGAGGAUUCUGCAAGCUUGAGCAAGUUCCUUACUUUUUGCUACCUGAUUUCAUCUUGCCUUUUGUUCACAGAGUGACUGAAAGAUAAGAGCUCUGUUUGACAGUAAGAAAUCAAGGCUGUUUUAUUUGUUUUUAUUCAAAGACAGAGCAGAAAAGGCACUGCAAAAUAGUUCACAGCCUGCAUGCAAGGCUACUCAGUAAUCUGAGCUCUCAGACCUAAAUUCUGGCCCUGCUAUUCUCUUUCAUUGCUGAGCUAUCAGACCAGCUCCUUUAUCUUGCUGGUUUCAUCCAGAAAUGCCAUCCCAGGGCUUGAAAUAUUGUAGCCAAAACAGCAAAUUUCCACAAAAGGUUUGUUUCAGUAAAUCAGUAGUUCCUGCAAAGUAAGCUUUGUUGAAAGUUACUCUGCCAACUAUGCUUUCACGAGUGUUUGGGUUAGCUCAGAAGGUAGUCAGGCAGUGGUUGGGAAAUUCAAAAGCUCCUACAUUUACCUGCUCUAAUUGCUUGUGUGGAAGGUGCUCCAAAGCCUUCCUUUGGUUUCAAUGUCAGAAAAAUGGGAUCGUUGCUGAAUGCUUCUCUGAACUGUGGUGUUUUAAUUGCUUGGUCAGGAAUUAGCACCUGGGUCUAUGGCUGCUUUCCAUGAUGUGUUGUGCUGGGCAGGAAUCUGUUUGACUCGAGUUUAAUCGUAAUUGCUUGUGAUUCUGAAGGGAAGUUCACAUGUUCCUAUGAACUUUGAUGCUCCUGAAAAUGGUACUAAGCCAUGAGAAGUAGUCAUAACCACUGACAUGCUUUCUGUGCACCUCUUGCCUAUGGUAAGAGACUUCAGGAGGAAUAGAGUGGGAGUAUAAACCCAAUAAAUACAGAUUUAAAAAAGAAA
Messenger RNA from Zonotrichia albicollis (white-throated sparrow), 7046 nucleotides. It is a transcript of the gene TMEM131L, whose product is annotated as transmembrane 131 like. The record is from RefSeq and is a predicted model, not a curated record. Gene Ontology annotation, biological process: negative regulation of canonical Wnt signaling pathway. Lineage: Eukaryota; Metazoa; Chordata; Aves; Passeriformes; Passerellidae. Gene Ontology annotation, cellular component: plasma membrane.